AUGUCAACCCCGCUCGUACAACAGUUCCCAUCCCUAGCUCAAUACCCACCUUCUUUCCUCAAAGAUCUCCUAUCGUCUCCUGAACUCACAGAGGCUUUCUUAUUCUCCUUACCUGAAGUCAAGGAAUUAGCAGCGGAAGUAGAGAAGCUGGGAAGGGAGAAUGAUGAGAUUGCUAAACGUAAUAUCGAAUUGAGGGAUGAGUUGAUAGCUCUUCGAGACGCUACUGCUCAAUCGUACGCCUACGCCGAGGGGUUGAAGAGGAAAUGGACAGAUAUCGAAAAAGCUCAAGCGAAUCUAUAUCAACGUAAUAGACCUUCGUUCCUUCAUUUACGAUUACGCCAUUCGCUUACUGCCCAAGAUGAACUAUCAGAAAAGAUAGCUUCGGCUUUCAUAGAAGGCAGAUCAGCAGGUGCUAGUUUACCUGGAUCGAGAGUCGAUUCGCCUUUGCCUGGUGCAGAGGGGACGAGUACACCUGUGUCUGGAGGAGAUAGGAACCAAAGCAAAGCGAUAGAAGACUUCAUCAACGAGUUCAAAGCUGCUCGUAAAACAUAUCACAAGCGUGCGAUCUGGGCUGAGAGAUGGUCAAGGGGUGAGGUAGCAUGGAGGGAUGAUUAA
Molecule: messenger RNA, 615 nt
Organism: Kwoniella botswanensis
Lineage: Eukaryota; Fungi; Basidiomycota; Tremellomycetes; Tremellales; Cryptococcaceae
Exons: 4
Coding region: 1-615 (204 amino acids)
Biological process (GO): ubiquitin-dependent protein catabolic process via the multivesicular body sorting pathway; protein targeting to vacuole; protein targeting to membrane
Cellular component (GO): ESCRT I complex
Source: RefSeq, a predicted model, not a curated record